Messenger RNA from Truncatella angustata, 972 nucleotides. RefSeq lists its product as uncharacterized. The transcript is spliced from 2 exons. Gene Ontology annotation, molecular function: RNA binding. Bases 1 to 972 code for a protein of 323 amino acids. Lineage: Eukaryota; Fungi; Ascomycota; Sordariomycetes; Amphisphaeriales; Sporocadaceae. The record is from RefSeq and is a predicted model, not a curated record.
AUGGGGAAAAUCGCCUCCGACUUUAACAAGAUCAUCAAUGAGGGACGCGAGCGGAAGAAGAACGAAGCCCUCGCAGCCAAGAUCUUCGGCACCAAGGACAACCGCCGCUCCAGCACACCAGGCAGGGCCGCCGCCGGCGGUUCCUUGGCAAGCAGGGUCGGAGUGAAGAAGCGGCAGUCCACCUCAUCUGCGCCACGCAUCCCCCCAGGCGACAUCAAUGCCGGAUGGGCCCACGAUCUACACGGCACCCGCUCGACCCCGAACCUGCGCGCGCAGAACAACCAACAGGCAGCGCCCAGGGCUGGUUCGCUAGCAGCGAGGAUACAUGCCCCUGGUGCAAGACCAGCCGCCGCGAGGGCCAUUCCUACUGGCCCUCGCGCAGGUGGUCGUGCAGUCAGGCUAGCCAGUGCCGUGUCGCGGACCUCAGGCGCACAGAUGAACAUCACACAGGCACCACCGACACAGCCACGGGGUAUCACGAUCCGUGGACUCGCCGGACCGUUCGCCAUCAGGGCCCAGAACUUUGCACCCGGCACCACAGCAGCAGACAUCGAAAGCGCCAUGACCCCCAUCGGUGGUAUCGUUCAGAGCUGUCGCUUGCUCAAGUCUCAGCCAAUCGUCAUCGCCGAAGUUGUCUUUGAGAGCAAAGAGGGGGCCGAUCGGGUGAUUGAAACCUUCAACAAUCAAACGGCCGAUGGACGCCUACUUUACGUCUACCACAAGCCAGCUGAUGGCAGCCAUGUCCCAGCAGCACCUGCACCCCGUGUUCGAGCCAAUGAAACAAGAUCCGCUGGCAAUGUCGUAGUGGAUGGUACAAAUGGAUUUGAUGAGCUUGUGGAUUCAGAUCAAGGAUAUAACAGCAACGUCAGCAACGGCGGCGGCCUCUACAGCGAUUCGCUGAUGAACAGAGGCGGCAAUGGCAACCGCAGAGGCAGAGGUUUCCAGAACAACCGCGGUCGAGGUGGGCGGUAG